This is a messenger RNA of Hyaena hyaena (striped hyena), 2664 nucleotides long. RefSeq names its product ubiquitin interaction motif containing 1 (gene UIMC1). NCBI's taxonomy places the organism in Eukaryota, Metazoa, Chordata, Mammalia, Carnivora, Hyaenidae. The record is from RefSeq and is a predicted model, not a curated record. Gene Ontology annotation, biological process: positive regulation of DNA repair; double-strand break repair. Gene Ontology annotation, molecular function: K63-linked polyubiquitin modification-dependent protein binding; DNA binding; histone binding. Gene Ontology annotation, cellular component: BRCA1-A complex. The transcript is spliced from 16 exons. The coding region runs from base 245 to 2416 and encodes 723 amino acids.
ACUCCUCCCCGCGGUGCCUCAGUUUAGCGCGCGCGCCCGCCCCGCGCUCCUGACGUGCCGCGGACGCUAGCGACCAGCCGCGCUCCGGAGGAGGGGCUCGGCUGAGGGCCGCCGGCCGGGCGUUUACAGAAGCGGUAACUGAGGAUGGAAGACCUGUCUCAUAAGCGGUAGGGCUGUUUUGAAUCCAGGCAGCCUAACUAAUGUUCUUGUGUUUGGUCACUAUAUCAUACUGAGAUACAAAAGGAUGCCACGGAGAAAGAAAAAAGUUAAAGAAGCCACUGAAGCUCAGAACUUGGAGAAGAAAGAUGCAGAAACUUCCAGUUUGGUCAAUCUGAAGAGGAAACGUAGGCUUGAAGAUGCUUUCAUUGUGAUAUCUGAUAGUGAAGGAGAGGAACCAAAGGAAGAGAAUGGAUUGCAGAAAAUGAAGACAAAACAGUCGAAUAGAACAAAGUGUUUGGCCAAAAGAAAAAUUGCACAAAUGACAGAAGAAGAACAGUUUGCUCUGGCUCUCAAAAUGAGUGAGCAGGAAGCUAGGGAGAUGAACAGCCAGGAGGAAGAAGAAGAGGCACUCUUGAGGAAAGCCAUUGCAGAAAGCCUGAAUAGUUGCCGGCCUUCUGAUGCUUCUGCUACCAGAUCUCGACCUCUGGCAACUGGACCAUCUUCACAGUCCCACCAAGAGAAAACCACAGACUCUGGGACCACUGAAGGCAUAUGGCAGCUGGUACCUCCAUCACUGUUUAAAGGCUCACAUAUCAGUCAGGGAAACGAGGCUGAGGAAAGAGAGGAGCCUUGGGACCACACUGAAAACACUGAAGAGGAGCCGGUCUUUGGCAGCUCAGGAAGCUGGGAUCAGUCAAGCCAGCCAGUGUUUGAGAAUGAGAACGUUAAAUGUUUUGACAGAUGUAUUGGCCACUUGGCUGAGCACACACAGUGUGGGAAGCCACAGGGAAGUACUGGGAGGGGUUGUGCUUUUCACAAAGCUGCCCAGGGUAGGGGGGACACAUCUAGGCACUGUCUGCCUACCUCAGCAGAUACCAAAGGUCUCCAGGAUGUUGGGGGCACUGUACACUACUUCUGGGGUAUUCCAUUCUGCCCUGCUGGAGUAGACCCUAACCAGUACACCCAGGUCAUUCUCUGCCAGUUGGAGGUUUAUCAAAAGAGCCUAAAAAUGGCUCAGAGGCAGCUCUUAAAAAAAAAAGGGUUUGGGGAACCAGUGUUACCUAGACCUCCUUCUCUGAUCCAGAAUGAAUGUGGCCAAGGAGAUCAGGCUAGUGAAAAAAAUGAAGGCAUCUCAGAAGAUAUGGGAGAUGAAGACAAAGAGGAGAGGCAGGAGUCUAGGGCAUCUGUCUGGCACUCAAAAACCAAGGAUUUCCAAGGAAACCCAGUUAAAAGCUUGAAAGACAAACUUUUGUUGGAGGAAGAACCAUCAGCCAGUCAUGGUCAGUCUUCCCAAGGGCUGUUUGUUGAAGAAACUUCUGAAGAAGGAAACUCUGUACCUGCCUCACAAAGCAUUGCUGCUUUGACUAGUAAGAGAAGCUCAGUCCUAAUGCCACAGAGUUCUGCAGAGGAAAUUACUGUGUGUCCUGAGACACCACUAAGUUCUUCUGAAACUUUUGACCUUGAAAAAGAAGUCUCUCUAGGCAGCAGAGAGAUCCUGGAUGAAGUAAGAAUAAUAAUGGCAGAUAAGGAGGUUGAUAAUGGGGAAAAUGCUGAGAAGGAAAUACCUAUUUCUACUGUCUCAUCCAGUACCCAGGUGUCCUGCCCACUAUGUGACCAAGACUUUCCACCCACAAAGAUUGAGCGACAUGCCAUGUACUGCAAUGGAAUAGGGCAGGGUACAGUGUUGACUCGGAGACAAAAAGAGGCCAACAGCAAGAGCAAGAGUGACAGCGAGACAACUGCCCAAACUUCUCUAAACAUUGACAAGAAUGAGAAGUGUUAUCUCUGUAAAUCCCUGGUCCCAUUCAGAGAGUACCAGAGUCAUGUAGAGUCCUGUCUCCAGCUUGCAAGGGGUGACCAAGGAGAUAGGCCUGAAGAGAGUGGGAGGAUAUGCUCAGCUAUGGAGGAGAAGUGGCAGCAGCGGCUGAGGAACCCAAAGAAAAAAAAGUGCAGUGAAGGCCGACUCCUCAGUCUCCUGGAACAGUCUGAGCACAAGACUGCAGAUGCAGAAAUAAAGACCAGGUCCUCAGAAACAGGAAGCCUCAGGGUGCCCUUGUCAAGGAUGGAAGAGGCAGGCUGCAGCAGAGAGAUGCAGAGUUCCCUUGCACAUCUCGACUUAAACGAGUCUCCCAUCAAGUCUUUUGUUUCUGUUUCAGAAGCCACAGGUUGCUUAGUGGACUUUAAAAAGCAACUUACUGUCCGGCCAGGUAGCCGGACACGAACCAAAGCAGGCAAAGGAAGAAGGAGAAAACCCUGAAUUUCUAGGGUCCAGAGUUGACAAAACCAUUAGCAAUAGGAGUGGGCCAUGGUCAUUAAGCAUUAGUGGCCCCUGUUUCAUUGUUGAGCAAGUUUUGGCUGUGCAGGUUUCACCACCAGCACCCACUCAGCAUUCUCGUUUUGAUGUUUUCUAUAAGCUAUACAGACAUUGUGUAUAGUAUUCUGUUUUAUAACAAUCUGGAUUCACUUAUAGUUAAAAGAAAAUUUAAAUAUAUUUAUCUAUGUUUG